GCGCGGCCGCUAUUUAUAGCCGCCUGGCGGCUCCUUCCGGGGCUCUCCGGCAGGCUAUGGGAGGACCCCUGCCCGGCUGCCCUGGUCCGCCCCGCAGGCCGUCCGGAGCCCGCGUGCCUGACCCGGGAACCUCCGAGCCGGGGCCGCCCGAGGGCAGCGCGGGGAGCGCGCGCCCGGGGCGCCCCAGGAAGGGCAAGGCGGGGCCGCGCGGCGCCUGCUUUCAAGAGCCCUGUCCCGCGGAAGUGCGCGGAGCCCGGAGCGGUCCGCUGGGGGCGCGGCUGCAGGUGGGUCAUCUGGAGCGAUGGGCGACUGGAGCUUCCUGGGGAGACUGCUAGAGAACGCCCAAGAGCACUCCACGGUCAUCGGCAAGGUGUGGCUGACCGUGCUGUUCAUCUUCCGCAUCCUGGUGCUGGGCGCGGCGGCCGAGGAGGUGUGGGGGGACGAGCAGUCGGACUUCACGUGCAACACGCAGCAGCCGGGCUGCGAGAACGUGUGCUACGACAGGGCCUUCCCCAUCUCCCACAUCCGCUUCUGGGUGCUGCAGAUCGUCUUCGUGUCCACGCCCACCCUCGUCUACCUGGGCCACGUGCUGCACCUCGUGCGCGUCGACGAAAAGAAGGACGGGGAGCAGGCGCUGCCGAGCCGCGAUCCGGACCUGCCGGGGCGCGCUGACCGCCGCAAGGUGCGCCUGGCCGGGGCCCUGCUGCGCACCUACGUGUUCAACGUCGUCUUCAGGACGCUGCUGGAAGUGGGCUUCAUCGCCGGCCAGUACCUCCUGUACGGCCUCGAGCUGAAGCCGCUGUACCGCUGUGACCGCUGGCCCUGCCCCAACACGGUGGACUGCUUCAUCUCGCGGCCCACCGAGAAGACCAUCUUCAUCAUCUUCAUGCUGGCUGUGGCCUGCCUGUCCCUCCUGCUCAACAUGCUGGAGAUCUACCAUCUGGGCUGGAAGAAGCUUAAGCAGGGAGUGACCAGCCACCGCGGCGCGGACACCCCAGAGCCCAGGGCGGGGGCCGCAAAGCCCGGCGGCGGGAACCCCCUCCUCCCGCCGCCGCCCUGCGCCGCGCCCGCCGUCGCCGUCGAGUUCCCGCCCCUCAACCCUCGGCGCCCCCACUCGCUGGGGCAGGCAACGGCCUCGGGCUGUGCAGGGGCCUCUCUGCCCGCGGCGCAAGACGAGGUCCGCCCGGCCCCGUCCUACCACCUGCUAAUGGCUGAGCAGAACUGGGCCGACCCGGAGGCCGAGCAGCGGGCGUCCGCCUCGGCGUCCCUGAGCCCGGCAGGCAGCGGCCCGCAGCAGCCCCAGGGGAUCGCGGCCGGAGGCCCCGAUCCCGCCCCUCCGGGAGCCCGGACCGGCCGCAGUCUGGACGGGACUCCCGCCGCGGCGGCGACCAGCGCUCCCGCUUUGCCCCUCGCAGACCCCGGGCGGGCCAGCGGGGCCAGCGGCGGUCGGGCCAGACCGACGGACUUGGCCGUCUAGGGCUGGUCUCCAGACAGCGUUGUAAUAACCGUUUUUCUAGCAACAAAGAGCAGUUGAAACCAGCAGGUAGAGAGGCCUCUGGGGAGAGAGCGAGCCCGGGAGCGGGAGGAGGGGGACCUGCAGGGCGGCCGCGGAUUCGCGCGGGGUGGAGCGGGGCAGCGGGCGGGCUGGCGCCUCCCAGGUGCGGCGGGCACCGCGGGCGCAGCG
This is a messenger RNA of Manis pentadactyla (Chinese pangolin), 1684 nucleotides long. It is a transcript of the gene GJA3, whose product is annotated as gap junction protein alpha 3. Gene Ontology annotation, biological process: cell communication; visual perception. Bases 302 to 1477 code for a protein of 391 amino acids. Gene Ontology annotation, molecular function: gap junction channel activity. Gene Ontology annotation, cellular component: gap junction; connexin complex. The record is from RefSeq and is a predicted model, not a curated record. NCBI's taxonomy places the organism in Eukaryota, Metazoa, Chordata, Mammalia, Pholidota, Manidae. The transcript has 2 exons.